AUGAAGCUGUCAAACCAGUCCGAGGUCCCGGUCUAUACCAUCUCGGGCUCAAAUACGGCACGGCCACUGCCCGAAUGGCUCGCAAGACGGCGCAAGCGCAGCUUGAAAGACGAUCCCGAAUAUGCGAAUCGUGUUGAGUUGUUGCAAGACUUUGAGUUUGAGGAAGCGAGUCAGUGUGUCAGAGCAAGUGAAGAUGGCGAAUGGGUCAUGAGCACAGGGACAUACAAACCACAGAUCCAUACCCACUAUUUACCGCAACUGUCUCUUUCUUGGGCGCGCCAUACGGUGGCACUGAACACGACUUUUCUUUUGCUGUCAUCCGAUUACUCCAAGUCCCUCCACCUGCAGUCAGACCGCUCGCUCGAAUUCCACACCCCGCAAGGAUGCCACUACACGACCCGGCUCCCCCGAUAUGGACGUGACUUGGUCUAUGAUCGACAGUCGACUGAAGCGCUGGUCCCUGCAGUCGGUGUCAACCAGGAUGGUAUGGGCGAGGUCUUCCGAUUGAAUUUGGAACUUGGACGAUAUAUGCGGAGCUUUGAGGUUGAUGUUGGCGGUGAUGACUUUACAUCGGCCGGAGGCGGGACUCUACAGGGUGGCAUUAAUACAGGCGCGGUUAACACGGGUGCGAUUGCGGAAGAAAGUCAUAACCUGUUGGCUUUUGGAACAACAGCAGGGACAGUCGAGCUCUGGGAUUCCCGGGCCAAGGGUCGAGCUGGAGUGCUACUGCCACCAAAGCUGGCUGGCCCCGACGAGGCUCGAUCGGAAAUUACUGCGCUGGAGUUUCACCGCUCUGGCUUGACCCUGGGGACUGGUUCAUCGAAUGGCCUGAUUCAUCUCUACGAUCUCCGGUCUCCGGUCCCUCUCCUGAAGAAGGAUCAAGGAUACGGGUUCCCUAUCCACACCCUGAAGUUCCUGCAGCCCUCGUCCGCGACGCGUGAGGCAACCAUGGACCCUAAGAUUCUUUCGGCUGAUAAGCGUAUCAUCAAGAUCUGGGAUCCACGCGAUGGUAGCCCUUGGACCUCUGUCGAGCCGGCCGUCGAUAUCAACUCGGUGGCCUGGUGCAAAGACAGUGGGAUGAUCCUGACAGCCAACGAAGGACGACAGCAACAUUCAUUCUUCAUCCCACAGCUCGGACCCGCUCCGAAGUGGUGUUCGUUCUUAGACAACUUAGUCGAGGAGAUGGCUGAGGACCCCAACGAUCCGAACGCAUUCAGCAGCGCCCAGACUGGCGCAGUCUACGACAACUUCAAGUUCUUGACGGUUCCACAGCUUCGCAACCUGAACCUGGAGCACCUCAUCGGUCGGACGAACCUCCUGCGACCUUACAUGCACGGAUACUUUGUGGCCCAGCGAUUGUAUGAGGAGGCAAGACUGAUUAGCAACCCAUACAUUUGGGAAGAAGAGCGCGCGAAGCAAGUGAAGGAUAAGAUUGACAAGGAGCGCGAGAGCCGCAUCCGCGGCAAGAAGAAGGCGGCCGUCAAGGUCAACAAGAAACUGGCCGAGAGGCUGCUGAACGCAGAGGAGAAGAAGGAUCGGCGGAGAGCCCAGCGUGUGCUGGAGCGAGGCGGCGACGAAGAAAUGGCCGACGCUCCUGCUGCCGCUCCAUCCGAGAUCGCAGACAAGGGUGUGUUGGGCGACAGCCGUUUCGCUAAGCUGUUCGAGGACGAGGACUUCGCUGUCGACGAGACCUCCCGCGAAUUCCAGCUGCUGAACCCCAGCACCGCCCCCGAGACUUCCGAGAGAAAGGAGCGCGGUUUAACGGCGGUCGAGCAAGAGGCGGUCGACGAUGUUCCCGGUUCGAGCUCCGACGACUCCAACUCCGACAGUGAGCCUGAAAGGCCCGUGAAGAUCCAGUCCUCGGGCAAGAUCUCCUCCGCAGACUACAGACGAACGAAGCGCCCGCCGCCUCGCAUGCAGGUAUCCUCGUCAACCCAUACCGGUUCUGCCCGGGAUCGCUCGUUCGGUUCCCGCGCCCAGAACAUGAAAACGAAACAGAAGCCCCAGCGGCGGGGCGGUGUCGUCGGCGAGAGGGAAAUCAGUUUCAAUCCGGCCGGCAAAUCCAAACGGGCCGAACCCGCGGUGCGCUACGAUAACACCGGCUCAGGCAGCUUCCGAGCUAAGGAACGGCGCAGCGCAUCUGGGAAUACCUUCCGAAAGAUGUAA
This is a messenger RNA of Penicillium alfredii, 2166 nucleotides long. Its product is annotated as WD repeat NOL10/ENP2 family protein. NCBI's taxonomy places the organism in Eukaryota, Fungi, Ascomycota, Eurotiomycetes, Eurotiales, Aspergillaceae. The record is from RefSeq and is a predicted model, not a curated record. The coding region runs from base 1 to 2166 and encodes 721 amino acids. Gene Ontology annotation, molecular function: protein binding. Gene Ontology annotation, biological process: maturation of SSU-rRNA from tricistronic rRNA transcript (SSU-rRNA, 5.8S rRNA, LSU-rRNA). The transcript has 2 exons. Gene Ontology annotation, cellular component: 90S preribosome; nucleolus; nucleus.